AUGAUUAUUAAUUUUUUGACACCGACAAAUGCUGUUGAAGAGUGGGCAGAUGUUUUCCUCCUCGUCACAGCUUGUAUUUUCAUUGGAACAACAUUUUUCAAUUAUGUAAUUGAAGUUGAGCCUAGGGAAUGGACUAAAACAGAAAUACAAAGUCCCAAAUUAAGUACAACAACAGUUCCUGGAACGACUAUAAGUGCUGAAGAAGGGAAAAAGUUGGGAUUGGAAGUUUUACAAAUUAGUUGAGAAUGAACGGAAGGAGAGAAUUUUUUCUGAAAAAUGAUGUGAGG
Messenger RNA from Meloidogyne enterolobii, 287 nucleotides. The record is from the annotation of a GenBank genome assembly. Lineage: Eukaryota; Metazoa; Nematoda; Chromadorea; Rhabditida; Meloidogynidae.